UCUCGGCCUUAGUGUGUUCUCGGGUCUUACUGUGCGUGGCGGGUCUUGGCUGAAGGGCACGCGGAGAGAGAGAAUCGGCUGUCAUUCGCUCUCUUCCUUCGUUGUGGAAUUACGGAUAUAUCGGUGACGUUUUUCGUGUUGUUUUAGUAGAGGACGAGAAAGCAAAGGAAACAGAUUUCGGUUUUGAAUGCAACUGUCUUGUGUUUGCUGUAGUGAGAAAAAAGGGAAUAGUUAAAAGAAUAAGAAAAAUACGAAAAAAAUGAAAAGGAAUACCAAAUAAGAAGACCUGUAGAAAGAAGAGACAUUAAAGACGUAAGAAUGACGGUGCUAUAACGACGCUGGCCGACGUCGGAGCAGACCUUAUGUAAUACUGUGAGUGGGACGAAAGCAGGUCCACCAAUGUGCGGUUCUCCCUCGAGGCUGUCCACUUCCCAGAGCCAGAGAAAAGGUCUCAGAAAGAAAGCACAGACUACAUGGCGUGACGACAAUUGUGUCAUUACUGAAAGAUGAUGCAACACUUGGCUGCUGUGCUAUAUAUUCUUGGCUCCACUGAGCUCGCACGGUUGUGAAUUAGGUUCGCUUUUCUUUGUGUUUUCUCUCGCUUUGCUUUGUGCAUUUACUCAUUAAUAAUGGAAGCAAAGAAAGGAGGGACAAGUCCAAUCCUUGAUAACAAGCGAAGAGUGACUCGGGGAGAGGGCGAGCACGCGCCGGAGAUAAUGACCCAAGGUAAUCUGACAACACAUGAGGGAACUUUCCAUCCUUCGAUGCAGGACAAGAGAAUUCUCCCUCCGCCCGAGAAAGACGCCUCCUUCGGGGACAGACGGGCCUCAUCUGGGCACCCUGGCGGCGAGGAAGAGCUCGCCCCUCCUGACGGCGGCUGGGGCUGGAUGGUGGCGUUCGGGGCCUUCGUCAUCACGUCUCUCAUCCCUCUGCUGGGACCCUGCUUCGGCAUCCUGUUCUCCAGCUACCUGCUGGAGCUUGGCACGUCGUCCACCACCACAGCAUGGAUCUUCAAUACCCAGUGCUUCACCUGGAACCUCUUCGGCCUCGUGGCACGCCCAUUCACGCAGGAAUUUGGGUGGAGAAGAGUGGCCCUUCUGGGUGCUUUUCUGACUUCGCUGUCGCUCGUGGUCUCCGCCUUCGCGCCCUCGGUUGAGUUCCUGUUUUUCUCGUUUUCUUUGCUGAGUGGCGCCGGAGGCGGGGCGGUCGUGUGCAUCUGCUUCACCAUCGUGCCCCUGUACUUCGAGCGGCGCCGCGGCCAGGCCAACGCGAUCAUGAUGGCGGGCGUGUGCAUGGGCCAGAUCAUCGGGCCGCCCCUCGUCAACUUCCUGCAGGCCGAGUUCGGCUACAAGGGCGCCACCAUCAUCAUGGGCGCGAUCCUGCUCAACGGCUGCGUCGGCGCGUCACUGUUCCACCCGAUCGCCUGGCACCAGAAGAGGGUCACGCGGCCGAGGAUCGCCGGCCUGCAGGAGGGCACGGAGGAGCCCUUGGUCCCCAGGCGGAGGAUGUCCAGCGAAGCCCUGGACACCAACAGCCCGAUGCUGGCUGUCAGGAAGGGCCUGACCAGGGUUCGGAACCACUCCAUCGCGUCCCUCGGAGGUUCCUCCCUCGGCCUGUCCACCAUCGACCUCCCUGGCCUCGCUGCCUUGGCCUCGGCCGCAGAGGGCGACGACGACGACGCCUCCUCGACUUCCUCGCGGGAUUCUGGGACGACCUGCAACAUCCUCAAGAUCUUGCGGCGCGUGUGGUGCUCCACCGUGUCGGACCUGAGGGCGCUGCGCUCCCCGCGGGCGCUCAUCAUCGCCGUCGGAGGAACCCUGUGCAUCAACGGCUACCUCAACUUCGUUAUGAUGGUGCCCUUCGCCAUGCAGGCGGGCGGUUACACGCUGCAGGACUCGGCGUUCUGCAUCUCCAUCUCGGCGGUGUGCAACCUGCUGCUGAGGAUGAUCGUGUCGACGCUCUCCGACUGGCCCAGGUUCAGCGUCCGUGCCUGCUACAUGGCCGGCUUCGGGCUCAUCUCCGCCACCAUGUUCGUGUUCCCUCUGCUGACCGACCUCCGCUGGAUGAUGGCCGUCAUGGGCGCGUGGGGCUGCGGCGUCGGGGCCAACAUGGGCCUCUACAACCUGGUCAUGAUCAAAGUCAUGGGAAUCGACCGGCUGCCGGCUGUGUUCGGCUCCAGUUGCUUCAUGGUGGCCAUCGGCUUCAUCCUCUUCGGGCCGCUCAUCGGCGUAGUGAGAGAUGUCAGCGGCAGUUACUCCAUCAGCAUGUGGGUGCUGGCGACCAUGGUACUGCUGAGCCUGUGCCUGUGGGUGCUGAUGCCGGCGGCGAAGGAGCGGGGCGCGGACGAGGCGGCGCAGGGACUCGCGAAGAAGCCGUGACGUCACUGGAAGAUGGGGACGAAGGGUCGGGAGGUUAAGAGGAAAUGGAGGAGGAGGAGGAGGAGGAGGAAGGAAGGAUAGAGAGAGUACAUAAUUGCAUAUAUAUAUAUAUAUAUAUAUAUAUAUAUAUAUAUAUAUAUAUAUAUAUAUAUAUAUAUAUAUAUAUAUAUACUACAUACACAAGCCUAAUGUCUGCGUACAUGUCACGCAGAGUUUCAACAUGGAGCAAAUAUUUUUUUUUUAAAAAGCUCCGGACAAACCGCGCCCGAAAUCCUGAGGAAGCCGGCGCACUGCAGUUUUUUUUUUCCAAAAUUGUCUUUCGUCAAUACAUUCCUUGCAAAUAAGAAUAGAAAAAGACUUUAUAUGUUUUAUGCUAUUUUAUUUAAGGAAGUUUUAGGAAAUACAUAACCAACCAAUGAAAUGAUAAUA
Penaeus monodon (black tiger shrimp) is the source of this 2807-nucleotide messenger RNA. Its product is annotated as monocarboxylate transporter 14-like. Gene Ontology annotation, biological process: transmembrane transport; monocarboxylic acid transport. Lineage: Eukaryota; Metazoa; Arthropoda; Malacostraca; Decapoda; Penaeidae. Gene Ontology annotation, molecular function: monocarboxylic acid transmembrane transporter activity. The record is from RefSeq and is a predicted model, not a curated record.